Molecule: messenger RNA, 730 nt
Organism: Staurois parvus
Lineage: Eukaryota; Metazoa; Chordata; Amphibia; Anura; Ranidae
Source: the annotation of a GenBank genome assembly
UGCUAUAUUUAUUGUGUCUUCACUAGCUGUUGGUCUUACUGCCUGCCCAGAACCACUUGUGCCAAUGAACGGUAUUAGAAAUGGGGAUCGCUACAUGGUUAAUGAUGUAGUAUCUUUUCAAUGUGAACCUGGCUACACAUUACAGGGGCAUUCCCAUAUUUCCUGCAUGCCUGGAACAGUACGACGUUGGAAUUUCCCUUCACCCCUUUGCAUUGCAAAAUGUGGUGGAACACUGAUGAAGAUGGCUGGAGUAAUAUUAAGUCCCGGUUUUCCUGGAAACUACCCAAGCAACUUAGACUGCUCCUGGAAAAUCUCAUUACCAGUUGGUUUUGGGGCUCACAUUCAGUUUGAAAAUUUUUCAACUGAGGCAAAUCAUGAUAUUCUUGAGAUACAAAACGGUCCCUAUCAUACAAGUUCCCAAAUUGGGCAGUUUAGUGGUCCUGAACUCCCUUCAUCAUUGCUAAGCACCACUCAUGAAGUUCUUAUUCACUUUUUUAGUGAUCAUUCUGAAAAUCGACAAGGAUUUAAGCUUGUAUAUCAAGCCUAUGAAUUGCAAAACUGUCCAACCCCGCAUCCAUUUAAGAAUGGGUACAUCAUUAAUUCUGAUUAUAGUGUGGGACAAUCAAUAUCUUUUGAAUGUUAUCCAGGAUAUGUUCUGAUAGGACAUGCUGUUCUCACUUGCCAACAUGGUAUUAAUAGAAACUGGAACUAUCCUUUUCCAAGAUGUGAA